This is a messenger RNA of Coregonus clupeaformis (lake whitefish), 2258 nucleotides long. RefSeq names its product D-glutamate cyclase (gene dglucy). Gene Ontology annotation, molecular function: D-glutamate cyclase activity. Lineage: Eukaryota; Metazoa; Chordata; Actinopteri; Salmoniformes; Salmonidae. The transcript is spliced from 12 exons. The coding region runs from base 215 to 2149 and encodes 644 amino acids. Gene Ontology annotation, biological process: glutamate metabolic process. The record is from RefSeq and is a predicted model, not a curated record.
AUUUCUACACUUUCUCUUCUUAAAAUGUGAUUUUAAACCUAACCACACUGCUAACCUUAUGCCUAAUCUAUCCCUAAAUUAAUUUUAAAAAGGGGAUUUUUGUUUUUAUGCAUUUUUACGAUUUAGAAUUUGUGGCUGAGUGGAAACCAAGUGCACGGAAUGUGCAGAAGUAUUGCUGUUUGCGAGAAUCUAUAUAUUUCCUUCAAAUUCGCUUAUGGGAACAUUCAUUAACUACUACUGGAAACAUUCCUCCUCAGGUUUGAGCAUGUUUCAGGCAUGGCAAGGUAUUAGGUCACUCACCAACUCAAUUCGACUGUAUCCAGUGCAAAGACUAGUGUGUGUAAAGGCCACCACCACUAGAAUGUGCUCAGGCUACCAGCAGGCUAAUGUGGUGAUCCUCCAUAAGAGCCUAGCUGAUGACUUCGAGGCAUUCUGCCAUGCCAACCCCAGCCCCCUGCCUCUGCUUUACAGGAGUCAGCCCGGGGAGUGGGGCUGUCCACCUCUCGCUGCAGACGCAGACAUCAGAGUGGACUGCCCCCAGUACUGUGUGUUUAAGGACGGCCUGCUGGUGUCCAGAGUGUCCAGCCUGAUGUCCUACAGUGGUCAGCUCCAGGACAUGGUCAGCUUCUACCUGGGCUGUAGCUUCAGCUUUGAGAGGACACUGCGGGAGGCCGGGGUCCCUGUCCGAAAUGUGGAGCAGAACUGCAAUGUCAGCAUGUUCAGGACAUCUCUGCAGUGUAGAGGAGUGGGUCAGUUCCAGUGCCCUAUGGUGGUGACUAUGAGACCAGUACCUGAGGAGCAGCUGGACAUCGUGGUCCAGGUCACUCACCUGACCCCUCUGGCCCAUGGAGGACCCAUCCACAUCGGGGAUCCAGCUGUACUGGGGAUCCAGGACGUAUCCAGGCCGGAGUAUGGGGACCCGGUGGCCCCUGGCCCAGGAGAUGUACCUGCGUUCUGGGCCUGUGGGGUCACUGGUAUGGAGGCUGUCCAGAGUUGCAAGCCCCCACUGGCAUUCACCCACUCUCCAGGCUGCAUGUUCCUCACUGACCGAGAGGACUCCUCCAUCUCUGCGUCCACAUCCACCCCUGAGCCUGACCAAUGCCCUCUGACUUUCUCCAUCUCCCAGCAGCCUUUGCACUACAGUGUGGCAUCCAAGGCUGUAGUCCAGAGCAUACGAGACCUGGAGAAGAUCAUUGGCGAGGACCCAGGGGAGAGGGGUAUCCGUGCAUUGUUUGUCCAGGAUGAGUUGCUGAGGUCCUGCCUGUCCCUCUCCCACUCCUCCUCUGUGCUCAUCACUACGGGGUUCCCCACCCACUACACACACAACCCCCCCGAGGAGACAGACGGGCCCCCCGGAGCCUUCGCCAUAGCAGCCACCCUCCAAGCCCUUCAGAAGGAGGUUGCUAUAGUGACGGAUCACCGCGCCCUGGAGAUGAAUCAGAGGAUUAUGGAGGAUGCAGUGAAGAAAGGUGUGAUAAAGACAGCCGUACCACUGCUCAGUUACCAAGGCAACAGCCCAGACUCAGCACUGCACUUCCUGUGUCAUGACGGAGACCUUAAAAAGCCCAGAUUUGACCACUUGGUGGCGAUAGAGCGCAGUGGCAGAGCGUCUGAUGGGAACUACUACAACAUGAGAGGAGUGAACAUCAAACACCUGGUGGACCCUAUAGAUGAUCUAUUCACCACAGCCAGCACCAUCCCUGGCAUCAGCACCACAGGGAUAGGAGAUGGUGGGAACGAGCUGGGCAUGGGCAAGGUGAAGGAGGCAGUGAGAGAACACAUGCCCAAUGGGAGCCUGAUAGCCUGUGACGUGGCUGCUGACUUCGCCAUUACUGCAGGAGUGUCUAACUGGGGAGGCUACGGCAUGGCCUGUGCUCUGUACAUCCUCAGUCUCUGUCCCAUCCACCAGCGGUACCUCCACAAAGGCCUGGGCCAGCCUCACCCACCUACCCAGGACCAGCACCAGGCCUGGGCUGCUAGCCUGCCCUCUGUAGCCAAGGAGGAGGAGAUGCUGUCCAUCCUGGUGCAACACGGCGUCCGCAGCGGCAAGACAGGAACUCUGGGCAUGGAGGUGGACGGCCUGACCUUUCACCCCACACACUCUGACCUCAUCAUAAAGCUCAGGAACCGCACAUCACAGAGAAAGUGAAACUACACCUUACAAACUACCACCUAUGCAAAGUAGUGAACAUACAGUGAGGGAAAAAAGUAUUUGAUCCCCUGCUGAUUUUCUACAUUUGCCCACUGACAAAGACAUG